Messenger RNA from Schistosoma bovis, 2127 nucleotides. The record is from the annotation of a GenBank genome assembly. Lineage: Eukaryota; Metazoa; Platyhelminthes; Trematoda; Strigeidida; Schistosomatidae.
UUAAGCGAAAGCUUCUUCUAUUCUGUCCACAACCAUUUGAACCAUUUGACACAGGAUUGAGCUGUACUGUUCGGGUUGCGGUGUCGAAAUCUGGGUAGUUUCUGGUUCUGCUGAAAACCACUGGUAAAUUACGCCGGGCCUAAAAGGAUAUAUUUGUACCAUCGUGAGUUUGUGAGGGCGCUUUUGGAAUAUGGGGUUCAAUCUGCUAGUCCUUGUUUCAAGUAUGCAUAUUUCAUGCUUCAGGAAGCAGAUACACCAGGACGAGUUCAGUGGCGAGUGACCGAAACGAUGAAAGAACUCUUCGGCCUAUUAUAUUAAGACAAACUGAAGCGCUCCAACCCACUUACAUUGUUUUACCCCAGGUUACGGAGGUGAUUCUAAUCAGCUCGUAUUAAUUAUUACUGACUUACCGUUUACUGGACGUUUAUCUUGCAAUUAAUAUGUCUUGUCUUUUCCUUCCAUUUAGGAAUGAUUAUAUGAGGAGAGACUCCAUGAAAUUUCAAAAACUGAGAUCAAAUAUCUACGCCUGGAACUCCGUUUCUCACAUCGAGCAGUGAUUCGUACAAUCCUCUCACAGGACACGUAAUACCAACACCUUUUGAUCCAUUCAAAGCACGACCGGAUCUCCACAGCACUACAAGCUACAAGAAAUAAUAUAGGUCGGCUGACCUAUUCUUACUACUGAAGACUAGUUAUCACGUAAACCACUUCCACAAGACUCAGACUGCUAGUCCUUGCUAAACAUCACCUCAAAAUAACGUACUUUAAAGAAUGCCAGGCGGUUAUAUUCCCGGUCUUCCACCUAUCUACCCUAAUAGUUGGAUCUCUUCAGGAAUAUCUAACAUGUCUCGCCUAGAACCUGCUGACUCAAACUGCACCUAUGGAAUUCACUGGAUAUGGGUUUCAAUGGGACUGUGUGUUAUGGAUAUUCAAGGUGGCAUAGCCUUAUUUUGUGGAGUUCUAUGUUUAUUUCUUUGGAUUGCAGUAGGUAUACCUCAAAUUGUUGAGAAUUUUCGAACAGGAAUUGCAGACAAAGCUCUUUCUCCUAGUUUUCUUUGCUUUUGGACUUUCGGUGAUGUCUGUAACCUGAUAGGUUGUUUUUUAACACAUCAACUGAUUAUGCAGAUUGUUGUGACAGGGUACUGUAUUGUUAGUGACUUCGUCCUUGUGUUCCAAUUCAUCUAUUACAAACAUCGUCAUAAGGCUAUCUUACGUCAAAUGGCUACAGCUUUAAAAGAUGGUGAAGUAUCUUCGAACUCAAGCUCUUCUUCUCCCAUUAUUUGUGACGAAUCGGAACAACAUAAUUCACAUCAAGGAUAUCAAAGACUUUCAGUUGGUUUAGUUGGUGCAGGAUGUUUAACUUUGAUGGGCAUUUCUUUAACUUCCAUCGAGAAUCCGUUUAAUACUUAUGUUAUUAAACAAUCAGUAUCCAGUGGUUUACACUAUCAAUCAAGACAGUUAUUGGAGUGGAAACAAUAUGAAUCAACAGAUCAUCCAUUCAUAAAUUCAGAUCCUUUAAAUGGUGGUACAAUUAUAUUGGGAUAUAUUCUUGGGUGGAUUUCCACAUCCAUGUACCUGUUCUCUCGAUUGCCACAAUUAUUUCGCAAUAUGUUAUGUCAAUUCUUCUUUUAUCAAUUACAUCAAGACGAAAAUAAUAAUGACAGUAAUAAUCAGGAUCAAAGGAAUUUAUUAGAUACAAACCCCAGUCAAACUGAAACAGUUUAAGAUUAUUCUUUUUCACUAUAUAAUUGUAAAAUGUUAUUUCCAAUGUUUGUUCAUUUUUGCUACAGUUUCAAGUAUUUUAGUCCAUAGUUUCGCAUUCUUCCUGUAACUUGUUAAAUAUAUAUAUUAAUUGAGAUCAUCAAUCUCCACAACCCUAUACACUGAUAAAUACAUAUUUACUAAAUAAGAGAAAUUUAGCCACUUUGUUUGUUUGUUCGUCUGUUAUUUCCUUAUAUUCACUUUUAUUUGUUUGUACAGAAUAGUUUGUAUUUGAUUAUCCUACUGGUUUCGUUUUAUUUGUUCUUCUCUUUACAUUUGAUUUCAACUUCGUAUUAUUUCGAUAAAUAACUUUGUUACUAUUUUUUAUUAUCAUGAUUUUAAUAAUUUUAAAAUGUUGACUUAUCC